Messenger RNA from Pezoporus flaviventris, 2339 nucleotides. RefSeq names its product sodium channel and clathrin linker 1 (gene SCLT1). Gene Ontology annotation, biological process: clustering of voltage-gated sodium channels; cilium assembly. Gene Ontology annotation, cellular component: centriole. The transcript is spliced from 22 exons. The record is from RefSeq and is a predicted model, not a curated record. Bases 160 to 2157 code for a protein of 665 amino acids. NCBI's taxonomy places the organism in Eukaryota, Metazoa, Chordata, Aves, Psittaciformes, Psittacidae.
GGGCAGUUAGGGCCGGUGGCUGAACGUGCGAAAUAACUGGUGUUUCUCCGGUAUUUUUCGAGCAGGCUUUCUUCGAGCUGAUUGAGCGGCGAUGAAGUUUCCCACAGGAAACGUGGCUACUGAGCUCAACAGUGGGGGGAGUCAGAUCAAAGGCUAAGUAUGCUACAUGAAAUAGAUGAGAUUUUGAGAUCUACUUCUGACCAGAAAAAUGCCCCCGGUGGUGGUGUCAUGUCAGGAUCCAGGAUGAUGGACGAAAGCUUGUCAACUCUGAUGAAGGAGUAUUAUGAACAGUUGGAAGAAAUGAGAAAACAGCAGCAGCUUUAUCGGGUACAAGUGAGAGGGAUGAGACAAAAUCUUGAACAAGUCACUCGAGAAAAUGAAAGGCUGCAUGCAGAGUUGAAAGAGGCUAUUGAGAAGCAACUGGACGCCUUUCCUUUUGUGUCUCUAGGAACUGAUAUUCUUGCAGAUGAUUAUAUAGUGAAAAACCUUCAAGAGCAACUAAAACUGGAAACUCAAGCAAAGGAGCAAGCAGUAGAGCUUUGGCAGACUGUAGUACAGGAGCAUGAUCAACUCCAGCAGAAGUACCAGGAAUACCUGACUGAAACAGGGAUUCACAUGGUUGAAAUGCAAAAGCAUAAAGAUCAGCUGACUGGUUUUCAGCGGUUGACUCAGCAACUGCGCAUAGCCAAUGAAAAGAAAGAGUUGACUAAUCAACAGCUUCUGCAAAUUGUAGCACAACAAAAUGUGGAACUACAGAACCAACAAAAACAACUGAGGCAAGCCAGAAAAGAUGAGCAGACAGCAAAUGUUAAGGUUGAUGAAAUGACCAGAUCAACAAAAAGGCUUCAAACCCAGUUGGAGAGAAAGGAAGAAAACAUGUUAUUUGACCAGCAAAGAGAAGCAGCAUUUGGCAGACACUUGUAUCAAAUGCAGACUAGGAUAAAACAACUAGAAACAAGAUUAAGCAUUACUGUCCAAGAUGCUCAACAGCAGAGAAAAGAAAGAGCAGCCUGGGAGAAACAAAUUGUGGAACUUCAGAAAAAGAUUGCUAAUCUAGUAAGGGAGAAGCAUGAUGCUGUUGCAAAAACCCAAGAUUACAUACACCUCUUACAAGAAGCUAACCUACAAAAAAGUUGGGCAUUCUCUAGGGAGAAAAAAAAGGAAGAGGAAAUAAAAAAAAUGAAAUAUGAAAUGUCUCGAUUCGCAGAAGAUAAUGCUGCAAGAAUUAGAAAAGCAGUAGACAUGGCAAAGAAACAGUAUAAGGUGCAGAUUUCUCGACUAGAAGAAGAACUUUCAGCUCUUCAGAUGGAAUGUGGAGAAAAACAGUGUCAAAUUGAACGAGCUAUUAGAGAAAAGAAAGCUGUAGAAGCAGAACUUGAAAAGAUUUACAGGGAAGACGAAGGAUAUGAAUCUGACAACAGAAAACUAGAGCAGCUGCAUCAGAAGUACUUACUUGCAGAGACUACAAUAGAUGACCUUCAGCUCACUCUUCAGACAACACAAAAUAAACUGAAACAGCUGGAAAUGAACUUUGAGGAGGAGAAAUCCCGUUCCCAGGAAGUUGUCUGUAAUUUGCAAAGUACUUUGAAAUCAGAAAGAGAAAAGAGUGUCUCUAUCAGUGAACAAAGUCUAAAGGUUCAGCAAGAGAAUGAACAGUUGCAGAAAGAAAUGGAGGACUUGAGAAAACAGGUCAUAGAGGCUCAACGAAAAGCUAACAUAAAGAUAAGCACAAUGGAGCAUGAGCGUGAUGUGAGAGAACAUGGGUAUGAAGCUCGACUUAAGGAAAUGGAAGACAGCAGUCAGAAGUCUACUGCUGAACUUACAUGUCUGUUAUUAGCCCAGCAAAAAGCAACAAAUCGAUGGAAAGAAGAAACAAACAAAAUUACUGAAACUACAGAAGCCAGGAUCAGAAAGCUAGAAAGAGAGCUAAGUCAACAAAAAAUUUGUAACCAGGAGCUCAUUUCUCAACUGGAAGUUGCAAAUGAAAAGGCAACCGAGGAUGAAAAAUUAAUGAGGGAAUAUCGAGAAUACAUCAAUAGGCUUCAAAAGCGUCUAAACCAGGCAGAACAGAGGGCAGCUACGGCAACUCAAAAGCUCAGCCUCAUAACAGCACAGAAGAAAAAAGCUGCUCCCCUGAAGGAGGUGGAAGAUAUGUAAACACCUGCAUUGUUUCUUCACACCAUGUUGGAGGUAAGAAGAUUGAUGGAGAAACUUCAUAUUGAAGCACUGAAGUCAUCAUAGAACAAUUUGGGUUGGAAGAGACCUUAAAAGCUAUCUUGUUCUAACUCCCUGCUACGGGCAGGGUCACCUUCCACUACAUCAGGUUGCUCCAAGCCCCA